This is a messenger RNA of Dermacentor andersoni, 2327 nucleotides long. RefSeq lists its product as uncharacterized. NCBI's taxonomy places the organism in Eukaryota, Metazoa, Arthropoda, Arachnida, Ixodida, Ixodidae. Gene Ontology annotation, biological process: activation of innate immune response. Gene Ontology annotation, molecular function: RNA binding; double-stranded DNA binding; zinc ion binding. The record is from RefSeq and is a predicted model, not a curated record.
CGUGCCCCGCAUCGGACGCGGUGAGCGUCGAGCAACGCAGCGUUCGGCGCGACAACGAAAUGUGCGCCUGAGCAAGCGACGCACGCCUGAGCCUUAGAAACAGCUAGUUUCUAAGGCAACACCGCGUUCACUAGAGGCGCUUUUGUACCGCUUUGAAGCAUCGAACUCGUGGCUCAGUGAAGACGCGUCUUGGCUACCGAAGUGGCAGGACGUGCUAUCAUGUGCUCCGAAGGAGCGGUAUCAGCGGCCCAUCUUGGCCGCGGAAACAGGAAUGUUGAUGAAGACAGCCAAGAUUACCAAGUGAUGCUGCCCCAACUGCCGAAAGGUCCGAUUGUUUUUAAUACUGUGUUUUUGCAUGGCGAUAUCCGUGCUCGGCCGUACAGAGUUGAGAACUACCGUGACGCCCUGGCCAGCUUGAAAGUGCUCCCCGAGGUCGUCGCCUUGGGAGCUUUCCAAAUGAACCACGUGUGGGCCGUAACAAUGAAGAGCUCGGAAGCCGUCAACAAACUGCUAACAGCUGCAACAAUUAUUGUCAAGGGCCGGCGAUGCCUGGUGGUUGAUCCCAACAACCAAGACCUACGUCUUAAAAUGCACUGGGUCCUCCAUAACGUCAGCGAUGAAGAUGUACGCGAGGCCUUAGCGCCGUACGGCGAAGUUACGGAAGUCUCACGAGAGCGCUGGCGCGCACAGGGCGUGACAGACAAGGGCUCCACUACGCGUCUGGUGAAUCUCAAGUUGAAGCCUGGCGUUAAAAGUGAUGAUAUCCCACACCAGCUGCGUGUUGCCGGAGAGCCUGCUUUAUUAGUGGUGCCUGGAAGGCCGCCGCUUUGUUUGCGCUGCCAGGGAAAAGGUCACGUUCGCAGAGAGUGCCGGGUGCCACGAUGCUCGCGCUGCAAACGUUUCGGUCAUGACGAAAGUCAGUGUGCACCUACAUACGCGAACGUCACAGGGCCCAUAAGGAGUACUGACUCUUCUGAGCUCGUCAUGGACGAGGCAGAAGCUGAGGAAACGGCGGCAGUAGAAAACGCGAAGUUGGAACCACAACCAACGCUCCCGGCAAUGGUCCCCGCCCCCUUGCAGCGAGCCGUUACUUCGGUGCCUAGCAAACAGCAGCCACUGCAAGAAAGGCAGCCUGACCUGUCAAAGGACGCUCUGCACCGGUCGAAAAAAGCCAAGGAAGACUCAGCAACAUCGACGGAUCCCAACGCGCCGAGCGCAAUGGAGACCGACGUGACUUCAUCGUCGAAUAAGCGGGCGCACGUCGAGACGGUGAAAGGCGACGACCCGGGUGGUGGCCUGAACGCCGAGGAGCCGCCUGCGAAAGCGGCACCGGUACGACGCUCACCAUCCGGGCCGAAGCCCAGCGUUCCCCCAGAUAAACGCAAGGCGGACGCGGCGCCGAAGUAGGCGCUGGGGCCUGCACUUCACGGGUGCCUGUACAACAUGUCGCGCAAGAUUUUCAAGUGCACGGACGGCAAUGGAUUGUCGCGCCGGCAACCGUCCGUCGAAGAGGGUUCAGAUGUGCCAGACAUGACACUGCAAGGAAUGGCCGUCUGCAAUGAUACGAAUGCUGUGCGGUCAUGUACAGAGGUGAGCGCUGUGCGACCCGUUUGCUCCUCACAUAAUAUGCACGGUGAAACUGAAAAGCCAAUGCGAGUAGCCACACUGAAUGUCAGGGGCUUAGCGGCCCGGAGAAGGCAGUACCAAGUGAGCCGCCUGUUUUUGGAAAAUGACUUAGAUCUAGUCGCAGUGCAAGAAACUAAAAUCGAGAGUGAGGAUCAGACGGCCCGCAUGGUGGAAACCUUUCGAACGCGCUACAAUGUUUGUAUUUGUCAUGCUGUGGGCACAUCUGGUGGUUGCGCGAUAUUCAUUCGUAAUAACAUAGGCAUCUCUGAUGUGAGCAUUGUUAUCUCGGAAGCAGGACGCUUGCUUAUUAUAGACUUUUUAUUUUCUGGUCACCCCUGGCGAGUGAUCUGUGUUUAUGCACCGAAUAGCGCGACUGAGCGCGUAGCCUUCUUCGAAAGAAUCGAGUGUUACCUGCAGUGUUCGAAACGUAUUGUUAUGCUUGGUGAUUUCAAUUGUGUGCUGAUGGCAGAGGACAGAGCUAAAGUUGUACUUUGCCGCGACAAAAGUGCAAAGGUACUAGAUGCACUAAUCCAAUAGAAUGAUUUGGAGGACCUGGGCUGGCUGCUUUCAAAUGGAAAUCGACCCGUUUUCACACACUUCCAGCGUGGCAGCAGUGCGCGGCUCGAUAGAGUGUACGCCACGGUUGACUUUGUGAGCAUGUGCACUAAGUAUGAAGUAAAGCAUGUCUCUUUUAGUGAUCA